This is a messenger RNA of Schistocerca americana (American grasshopper), 510 nucleotides long. RefSeq names its product neuropeptide-like protein 32. The record is from RefSeq and is a predicted model, not a curated record. Bases 141 to 437 code for a protein of 98 amino acids. The transcript has 2 exons. Lineage: Eukaryota; Metazoa; Arthropoda; Insecta; Orthoptera; Acrididae.
AAAGCGACCGCAAUGACUGCCCCAUGACGGCACCCCGGCAACGUAUUUAAGGUUCCGCGGUUCGCUGCUGGAGGCAGAGCGUGUGGCGCUACACCACACCACACUAGCAGCUUGACCUGAAGCAGACGACAGACUACGCCAUGUUCCGCCUGUCGUUGCUGGUGCUAGCGAUGGCGGUGACGGUCGCCUUCUGCAUCCCCGCAGACGUCGAUCCACAGCCAGAGGAAGCCCAGGAGACGCUGGGAACCGCCGAGUCUGCGUGGGGCGGCCGCGGCUGGGGCGGCUGGGGCGGCCGCGGCUGGGGAGGCGGCUGGGGCGGCAGAGGCUGGGGAGGCGGCUGGGGCGGCAGAGGCUGGGGAGGCGGCUACGGGGGCAGAGGCUGGGGCGGCGGCUGGGGCGGCGGCGGCUGGGGAGGCCGCGGCUGGCACUACGGCUGAAGCUGAAGCCUCACCUGCCACUGUUACUCACUCACUGUUGCUGCCAAUAAACUGCUCUCUGUUUCCACUCUAA